Molecule: messenger RNA, 1961 nt
Organism: Lates calcarifer (barramundi perch)
Lineage: Eukaryota; Metazoa; Chordata; Actinopteri; Centropomidae
Exons: 7
Coding region: 165-698 (177 amino acids)
Source: RefSeq, a predicted model, not a curated record
GCUUAGCCAGCAGCGGUGCAUUAUGGGAUACAAGAUGUCUCCUCUGGAUGCGAGCUAAUGCUAAUUUAUGAGAGAUAACCGCAUAUAAAUAUAUAUUUUACUCUUUUUUCAGCGGCUGUGGUGUCCGUGCAUAUGUGAUAUUUUAACUGUAUUUCACCGAAGCCAUGUCAACGAAAGCGGAGUGCAUAGUGUCCAGCUCCAGUUCCAGAACAGAUGAAAGGAGGAGAUCGAGGAGCAGAGGGCGUGAAAAAAGGAAGCGGAAGCGCAGUCGCAGUAGAUCUUCCUCAUCGUCCUCUUCCAGUUCGUCUUCCUCAUCUUCAGCGUCUUCAUCCUUAUCAUCCUCUUCUUCAUCAGGUUCAUCACAGUCAUCCAGUCGCAGUCGAAGUAGCUCCAGCAGCAGUGAUUCUCGCGGUAAAUCCAGAAAGAGGUCUAAGAAAAGGAAAAAGGAAAAACAUCUCAAAAAGCAGAAAGGGAAGAAAGAGAAGCGGCACAAACGUAAAAAAGACAAGAAAGCAAAAGGAGGAGAGGAAAACUCGGGACCUGUACAGAUCUCCAAGUACUUGAAGGACCGGAAAAAAGGCAAGUACAGCAUGAUUUCAGGAAAGAAGAUAAAGAUGAAAGUAAAGAAGUCAAAGAAAGACAAACAGCGGGAUAAAAAUCGGGCAGAGCUUCUUGAGUUCUUGAACUCUACCCUGUGAUGCCACUGCGGACACCAGUAGUGGUGGUCAGGCUCAGACAUGUCAGCAGAACUCAGGAAACAACAACUCAGCCUUGCAAGAGAACAGUGUUUUCUGAGGAUGUGAUAAUGAAUACAACUUAAUCAACACAUGGGGGCAGCACUGAGCCAGAUGCAGGGAUGGAGCCAUACCUCUCAAGGCAAAGUGAGACGCUGCUGUCCAGGUUCCCAGUUCUUCAGCUUUUGCUCUGAAAGCUUUUUGUGAUUGGAGAAGAGUAUGUUGAACAGUGUCAUCUGAAAUUUUAUCUGUGACCAAAUAGAUCAUAUAAAUGUGAAAAAUGUCAUCAGACAGCAUCAGUGUUGAAAGUGGGUGAACUGCCAGCAACUGGCUUUUCUACUUUACUAGUGUGGCCCCUCCUUUAAAAGAGUACUCCGCCGAUUCAGCAUUGUAGUCCUAUAACAUUGUUGGACUUUACCAUUGACGGUUCUUGUAAAAAGUGGUCAAACUUUAUGCAGCAGAUCCAGAGAAAUUGUUUUUUUCCCUCAUGCAAUCUUCCUCCACCUGGUGCCUACAUUACCCACAAAGCAACUCAACCACUGACAGUUCAGUUGGAGAUUUGGGUGUGUUAUGCUAGUGGUGGCCAAUUUAGCCUCAUAGCUUUGUGCAGACAUGAGGAGGGAGCUACAGAGAUCUGGUGAGCUCACUUCUUUCUAUCUCCACAUCACCAGGUUUUUCUAAUAUUCAGAUUUACUGGUGCUGACAUGUGUAACAUCACUCCCUAAGACCUGUAAACAGCCUUUGAUGUGUAAAAUCGGUGAAGUUCUUCUUUAAAGUCUUAGAUAUUUUUUUAAUUGCUGGCUCUGUCAAUCAUUCAUGUCAACUAUAUUGAGGACUGUCCCGUUUUGUAGAUAAAUGCCCGUUAUGUUUCCACGGUUAAACUUGACAGUGGGAACCACAGUGUUAUCAGUGUGUACUGAUAUCCUAGUUUUUAAUGUGUACAUUUUGUUUAAAAUGAUAUGAGAAUCGACUGCGUUGUUUUUGAUAGUUACUGUGCAACUUAUUCAUCACAUUUAUUCCCUAAAUUCUGCCACUUCUGUUAUGAAUCUUGUUUCAAGAUUAGUCAUUUUAUUAAACUGACAAAAUACAAUCACUGUUAGUCCCCUCUUGUAUCAAACCAGUUGAAAGCUUUAUAUGGAUAAUGGAGUAAACCUGUUGUGUGUUGUCGAAUUUUGCUGUCUGACAACCAGAAAAGAAACCGCAAAUAAACUGCUGGGAAAGAUUUUA